AUGGGUUUUGAGCAUAAAUGGAGAGCGUGGGUUAUGGAGUUUGUGACAACUGCAUCUAUGUCACUUCUGAUAAAUGGUUCGCCAUCUAAGCCAUUUAAGAUGGAAAGAGAUUUGAGAGAAGGUAACCCGCUUUCACCCUUCUUAUUUGUCCUGGUUGUUGAUGUGCUACAUCGAAUAAUUAGAGAGGCAAUCAGGAAAAGACAGGAAACCAUCAAGAACUACAAGCGACUUUUACGAUGUUUUGAGUUGAUGUCAGGGCUCAUGAUUAAUUUUGACAAGUCCAGUUUGAUUCCAAUUAAUUGUGAUGAGCCACAACGUAUGUGCAACUUACUAGGUUAUAAGGGGGACACCCUUCCAGUGAAAUACCUUGGAAUCUCUUUAGGAGCAAAUCCGAGGUUGGUGAAGACCUGGAAGCCUAUAUUAGACAAAGUGGAUGAGAAACUCAGCCUCUGGAAAGCUAAGGUGUUACAAGAAGAAAUGCUUCGAGAGGAGGUGACUAGUUACGACUUCACGAAGACCAUUUGGAAAGGAUUGGUUCCACCAAGAGUUGAGCUGUAUGGAGUGUUUGGAUAG
Molecule: messenger RNA, 573 nt
Organism: Arachis duranensis
Lineage: Eukaryota; Viridiplantae; Streptophyta; Magnoliopsida; Fabales; Fabaceae
Exons: 4
Coding region: 1-573 (190 amino acids)
Source: RefSeq, a predicted model, not a curated record